AAAUGAGUUGCACAAUUGAAAAAGCCUUAGCAGAUGCAAAAGCACUGGUGGAACGGCUGAGGGAACAUGACAACGCAGCAGAAGCUCUUAUUGAACAGACUACAGCUCUUAACAAGCGGGUUGAAGCAAUGAAACAGUAUCAAGAAGAAAUUCAAGAGCUCAAUGAAGUAGCAAGACAUCGUCCUCGGUCUACAUUAGUGAUGGGUAUCCAGCAAGAAAACAGACAGAUUAGGGAAUUGCAGCAGGAAAAUAAAGAACUACGCACAUCUCUUGAAGAGCAUCAAUCUGCUUUGGAACUCAUAAUGAGCAAGUACAGAGAACAGAUGUUCAGGUUGCUUAUGGCGAGCAAAAAGGAUGAUCCAGGUAUAAUAAUGAAGUUAAAAGAGCAACAUUCCAAGGAGCUGCAAGUGCAUGUGGACCAAAUUACAGAAAUGGCAGCAGUAAUGAGAAAAGCCAUUGAGAUCGAUGAAAAGCAUGGCUGUAAAGAGCAGGAGCGUAUCAUUCAGCUGGAACAAGAAAACAAAGGUCUGAGAGAAAUUCUUCAAAUAACUAGAGAAUCAUUCCUGAACCUCAAGAAAGAAGAUGUGUCAGAGAGCACGUCUCUGUCAGGAUUAGUAACAAGCAGUGAUUUAAGCCUGAGAAAAAGCUGAAGACUCUGGAAGUCAACAAUUUUCAGUUGCACACUUUACAAAGUAUCAGGGGUCACUUGUCAAGCACUUGUUACUGAAUAGGGCACCAGCGAGCUAAUGCAUCUUAAACUCCAGUUUAGUGGCUUUUUUACUGGAUAAAAGAAAUUAAAAUCGCUGUUCUACAAAAACCUUAGUGACAAAUAAAUUGCCAUAGAUCUAACUUCAGUAGAAAAUGGAUUAAUGCACUUACUGAAUUGGGAAUUAUUUUUAUAUUAAGUCAUUCAACAGAUAAAAGACAAGAUUUCACAUAAUUUAUGGAAAUUAUUGCU
Molecule: messenger RNA, 958 nt
Organism: Chaetura pelagica (chimney swift)
Lineage: Eukaryota; Metazoa; Chordata; Aves; Apodiformes; Apodidae
Gene: FGFR1OP2
Product: FGFR1 oncogene partner 2
Exons: 5
Coding region: 3-650 (215 amino acids)
Biological process (GO): response to wounding
Source: RefSeq, a predicted model, not a curated record